This is a messenger RNA of Cuculus canorus (common cuckoo), 2005 nucleotides long. RefSeq names its product developing brain homeobox 1 (gene DBX1). The record is from RefSeq and is a predicted model, not a curated record. The coding region runs from base 1 to 1023 and encodes 340 amino acids. Gene Ontology annotation, biological process: regulation of transcription by RNA polymerase II; cell differentiation in spinal cord. Gene Ontology annotation, molecular function: DNA binding; DNA-binding transcription factor activity, RNA polymerase II-specific. NCBI's taxonomy places the organism in Eukaryota, Metazoa, Chordata, Aves, Cuculiformes, Cuculidae. The transcript has 4 exons.
AUGAUGUUCCCCAGCCUCAUCGCUCCUCCGGCGGUCUACCCCAGCCUCCUGCGGCCGACACCCACCCUCACCUUGCCUCAAUCGCUGCAAUCCGCUUUUUCCAGCCAUUCCAGCUUCCUGGUGGAAGAUUUGAUCCGGAUCAGCAGACCCACCAGUUACCUGCCCAGGACUGCCCCCCCGCCCAGCAUGUCCCCCCCAACAAGGACGGAUUCGGGGACUCCGGAGCUCACCAGCUCCUCCAACAGCGGCUCCAGGAGGAUCUGUUCGCCUCAAACUUCCAGCAGCGACUCCACUUUCCUAAAGUUUGGAGUCAACGCCAUCCUCUCCUCCGCCCCCCGAGCCGAAACUUCCCCUGCGUUGCUUCAGAGCGUCCCUCCAAAGGCUUUCUCCUUUCCGUACUUUGAAGGAUCCUUCCAGCCUUUUAUCAGAUCUUCCUAUUUCCCAGCUGCCUCUGCUGUGGUCCCCAUCCCUGGCACCUUCUCCUGGCCACUGGCUGCCCGUGGCAAGCCCCGUCGUGGCAUGCUGCGUCGUGCCGUCUUCUCUGAUGUGCAGCGCAAGGCACUGGAGAAGAUGUUCCAGAAGCAGAAGUACAUCAGCAAACCCGAUAGGAAGAAGUUGGCAGCCAAGCUUGGCCUCAAGGACUCACAGGUGAAGAUCUGGUUCCAGAACAGGAGGAUGAAGUGGAGGAACUCCAAAGAAAGAGAGCUCCUUUCUUCUGGCGGCUGCAGAGAACAGACCCUACCCACCAAGUUCAACCCUCACCCAGACCUCAGUGACGUAGGCAAGAAAUGUUCAGGCGAGGAGGAGGAAGAAGAAAUUCCUUCUGUGUGCCCACCCAGCCCCCAGCAUCCCUUAACCUACCACCAGUCCCCAGAACAUCUACACUUGAGGGACAGACUGGACUCCCAGAUGUCUCCUUCUCCAUCCCAUUCUAGCAGCCCCAGCAAACCUUCAGACUUCUCAGACUCAGAGGAAGAGGAUGAUGAAGGGGAAGAAGAAGAGGAGGAGAUAACAGUCUCCUAGAUCACCUGCCUGCCCCUACCAUCACAUGGGGACAUUACAAAGAUGUAAAUAAACUGAGUGCUAUAAAUUGAAGAGGUGAUGUCCCACUCAAAUGUCCACAUGCUUCUCCAGUGCAGGUUCUUUAUCACACAGCUGCAAUAAUUUCUGCUCAUAAGCAUUCCUUAUUCUUUGCUCCAUGUGGAGGAUUUCACAUUCAUAGCAUCUGCUAACAUUUUGAUAAGUCUCUGUUCUUAACCAACAAUUGCUCGAUUAGCUAUGUUGUCCUGAAAGCAGGCAACAGGCAGCUCCUUUCUUUAUAGCAGGGAGGAAAGUAUAGCCUAUUGGAAGUGAAACUUUUCCACCCCCCAGAUAAAAACCAAAAAUGCAGUCUAGAUGGUGUUGUCAUUUUCACUACCUUUCAAGUGAGUUUCCAGAUACUAUUAAGAUUUCAAAAUCCUGAACACUGGCCUGAUUUAGCAACCCUUUUUUCCGAAAGUAAAUAACAUUGAGGAAGACUGACCAAACACUGCCUCCCUCCUCACCCCAAUCAAUAAGGUAUUUCUGCAACAGACCCAUUGAAAUCCCUGGAAUGACUUCUAAGGUAUAACAUAAGUGUACUUUGUCUAAUGGAGAGACCUUAUGUAUUUAUGUGUUUCGUUUUAAUUUAUGCAUUGAUGUUAUAUUCAAAGCACCGUUUAACCCACCUUUGUGCCUACAGGUUUGUGCUUAUUUUCCAUGUUGCUUCUGAUAUCCCUGGUGUGGACAGAGGAAAGCGGAUAUGCCUCUUUGAUUUUUGACUGAACUUUGCUGUCUUUGCACAGCUUAUAUGAACUGUACACUAUUUUGUACACUUACUCUGUAUGGAUGUUUUAUACCAAGGUUAUUGUGAAUGAAUAUAACAAUGGCUCAACAAGGUUUCUCUCUUUAAUUAAAUGACAGCUAAACUACAGACAAAUGUAGCUGUUUAAUUGUGUAACUUAUAAAGAAACACUUUUAUUUUGUA